Molecule: messenger RNA, 5205 nt
Organism: Yamadazyma tenuis ATCC 10573
Lineage: Eukaryota; Fungi; Ascomycota; Pichiomycetes; Serinales; Debaryomycetaceae
Cellular component (GO): nuclear pore
Molecular function (GO): oxidoreductase activity, acting on paired donors, with incorporation or reduction of molecular oxygen, reduced flavin or flavoprotein as one donor, and incorporation of one atom of oxygen; heme binding; iron ion binding
Source: RefSeq, a predicted model, not a curated record
AUGUUGAAUUGGUCAAAUGAUACGUUCCUUGAGUGUUAUAACUCAAUUAAGUAUCAGGAUCAUUCCAGAAUUGACGAGCAGCUUGUGAAAGCCAUUCAGAAUGACUUGAAUCUGGUGUUAGUCACGCCGCCCAAUGAUGAAUCCUCCAAGCUGAAGUUGAUCGAUAAUAAGUCUCCCACACAGUUCACAAAUGGAGACAAGCUCAAACUCAACGAUAUGUUUGUGGAGAAUGCCAUAUUCUUGUCAAAAGAGUUGGGCCUUAACGAGUUGGCCACCGCCGAGGUCUUAUUUUACUCGUCCAGAGAUGGUAUUGACAAUGGUGCCAGUUUCAUUGAUCAGGGAAGACUGGCCUUCUUCAAGAGAUACCAGUAUAUUUUGAACAUCUUGGGGUACUUGAUCACAUCUAGGCAAUUACAUCUCCUAACAAGCGACUUCAACAAUUUCGGUUCCAAUGUACUUGAUUCGUUUUCGAAGAUAUACUCAAUCAUAAAUAACUUGAACGACCUAAUCAAUAAAAACACCGUUACAAACUCCUUGAAUGACGUGUUCAUCCAAACCAUCGAAUAUACCAAAACUGAGUUGUUCAAUUGUCACGAAUUGUUGGGUCAAAUAUUAUACAACAUGAUUCAGUAUUACUUUGAAGAGUACGGUACUGUAAAAUUCUACAAGCAAAUAAUGACCCACUUGAACUCCAACGUUGAUGAUAAUGACCUGAUAAUAUUACACUAUCUUCCUGGAGUAUUUGCCAUUUUUGACUCUUUGGACAAGUUCAAUGAUCAAGCAGUUAAUGAAUUGCACAAAACUGUUACCAAUACAUUGACAGACGAUUUCAAGUUGAUUUCUUUGUCUCCCGAUCUCAUUGAUUUGUCGAAUUCCAAGUUGAAGUCUUACGAAAUAUUGAUGGAUUUUGUCUUCUUAACCAACCUCAUUCCUUGGUGCAAAGAAACAGGGAAUCUAGAGAUGUUCCAUUUCAACGAAGAUAUCUUGAACUACAUCCAAAUAUGUUUGAAUUAUGGUGUGUUGGAGAACUUAUUGAGAUUCACAAGCGCCACCUCCAAUCUUGAAACUGUCAAGUUGUUUGAAGUCAACAAUUUGUGUGAGUUCAGAAGCUUAUUGCAGACCAAUUUCCCUGAAUUAUCGGUUCUUAAAUUCUCAAAAUUGAAUGACAAUAAUGCCCAAUCCAGAUUCAACUUAAAACUCGAGGUAUCGUCCACAUUCAAAGAAGACUUACUACCAUUCUACUGGCAUAAGUUUUUCUCCAACUUCAUCAAGAAUGUAGCCAUAGUAUUGACUCAAUUGAGGGAUAGCGAAGAGGAUUAUUUAUUGUCUUCCAUUAAUAGAAGACAACGAGUGAGAGAUAAGGGAGAGAAGGACUCCAAUAAUGAAUUGGUGGAUGGGAGCUCCAAAGACUCAUCCCAGGCAUUAGAAAAGAACAUUGAGCUAGACAUGGAAGAUAUGUAUACAAGGGCAGAUCUUGAGAGGUUCUACCUUUCUUUCGUGUACACUUAUAAAAAUAGACCAAAUCUUUGUGCGUUGAUCUGGGAAGAUGGAGACACCAACAAUGAAUUAGUUGGUUUUAUAAACUGGGGUGUCAACAACAACUCAUCUCCUUUCAUUACUGCAACAUUCUGUUUAUUAUUGAGCUCUUUGACAUGCAAAGAGGAUGCCUUACUGACAAUCAAGAUUUGGGAGAACUUGAUUAACAACAACUCCAAUCUAAAGAAAAGCGAUUACUCCAAGAUAAGCAUGGACUCAAUUGUUGAUUCUUUGGAGUAUUAUUUGAAUUCAUUGAACGAAAACUUUGAAAACGACUUGAAUGAUCAAAUCAGGAAAAAGCAAAAAGGUCAAGAGUUCCUUCUUUCUAAUGCUUUGAACAAUAAUCACAAUUCAAAUAAAAUCUUGAUAGAGUUGUCAGAAGACUCAAUGAUUUUCAUUUCUGGAUUUGUGCUCUUGAUCUCGUCUUUGGUGGACAAUUUAUCUGACGAUUCAGAAAGAUCAAAGGAGAUUCGCCAAAGUAUGUUCAACAGAUUCAAACCUAUAAUAUUGGGGUUUUUGAAGUUUGAUAACUUGAUUAUGAAUUCAAGAAUCUUGAUCGGAUCCAAUGACUUCCCAUUGAUUUUGGUGAAUGAGAAUAACAGAAGUACCUUAAUAAACUUGAUGCUCAAUUUAUUGAGCAGUUUUAAUGACCCCCAUGCUGAAGAUCUUGAAUUGCGUUACGAAAUCUGGGAUAUUGUGGACAAGUGGAUGUUCCAUCAGUUGAUCGAUAACAACUCUUCUUCUCGAAGCCCUGGUGUUAUUGAUCACCAUAACCCAAGCCCAUCGGAAAAGAUCAGACUCCAAAAAAACACAAUCAGUAUCAAGAAUGCUUUCAAAACUAAUUUGGUGGAUUUACCGAAUAUCUUGAACUUCAUCGAGUUAAUCACUAACUUGUUAAACUCUCCUGAAAAUCCCUCCAGGAUUAACCUGAAACUUUUAUACCCUGCAAACUUAGGAAAUGGUUAUAGGUUCAACAACCAAACUGGUAUUUGGCCAUAUAUUGAAUUCAUCACAUUAGAAGUUUUGGGACUGUCAACUAAAAUCAAACACAGCUUGACAAGGGUGAACUUACAGAACAACUUGAUCUCUCUUGUGCUUGGUUCUUUGAAUAGUGUCGAUUGGGAAUUCUUGGAUGACAUCCUUCCUAAUGUAUCGCAAGAUUUCAAAGUUGAAUCUCUAUUUGAUGCCCUGCUCACUUAUGAUCAGUUCAUUAAGUUGCAUCAUUCAAUAGGUGUAAUGAACUACGUGUUUGACGAGAAAGUCUAUAAGUCCAUUAUAGAAAUAAUCUUGAAGGAGGAGGAUGAUACCUUGGUUUUAAGUUCUUUGAAAAUUGUACACAAAUUGAUUAAAUUACAGGAUAUUUUUGCAAUCAUGGUCUCCAGAUUAAAGGCAAACGAACAACCCAAGCCAACAUUGCCAAGUACUAGCUUGUUACUGGUGAUUCCUGCUCUCAACACGUACUAUCCUUCCAAUUUCAAUGUUAUCGACUUCCUCAAGGUAUUGAGCUCUAACGUGGCAUUGGUUACCAAAUUUGGUUUAUUAAUCGGCACAGACAACAAUAAGAUUGUUAGCUUAUGCAUAGAUCUAUUGACCAAAGUCAACCGAAGAUUUCUUGAUUUGAAUAAAGACGAAACUUUGUUGAUAAAGAAUAAACUUUUAACUGUUUUUGCAAGCGGUCCAGAGUCCAAUCAGUUGAGAUAUUCUAUAAUCAAUCAGUUCACCGAUGGUGAUGAAGACAUUAAGUUCAAGAUCUUGAAUUUUUUGGUUGAAGAUCUAGCCAUAUCAAAAGGAUCGCCUUGUUUUGCUCACCAUCUACUUGGGUACACUGUCAAAGGUAACUAUUUGGUUAUAAACGAAGAUGAUUCCAAAUUAUUUAUCAGAAACUUGACGGAGCACUUAGUAUUAAGCUUGAGUAUGGUUUCCAGUGUCGAUUUCAACAACGGAAUCAACAUUAUUGAGUACAACUAUACAAGAAUGUCUUCAUUAGUGUUACAAAUUCUUAACAGAUUGUGCCACUUCCCUGUAUCUUCGUUGGUUACCUUACAGCUAUUGAGAGACUUUGAAAGUGACGAAGAAGUAAGCUUCUUUGAGACCUUGCUCAGCUACCAAACAAAGAUUGAUCACACAACUGUAUGGUAUAACGUCAGAUUUAACGACGACCUACUCAAGGAGAAUGAUUUCAUCUUGGACAAGGAAUCACUUUUGACCUUCUUUGAAUUCUUCAAAAUGAGAAACCUCAUGAUUCAAUAUUUGACUGUCGAAUUUCAUCACUUGUCUCAACAGGGAUCCAUCUAUAAGAAGAACCAAUAUUUGGAUAAGUUGAUAAAUGGUGACAAAUUCUUGAACGAAUCACACCAAGUAUUGAAAUUUCUCGAUGUGUUGAACUUUAAAUUCAGUAACUUUGAACAGUUUAAUUAUCAGAAGUUCUCCAAGUGGAAUUUGAGCUUAUUGUUCAAAGAAGUCAAGAGCGAGGAUAAUAUAUUCAAUACUGAUAUUCUUGAUAAGCUUGAAACAAUUACUAAUAACGUUGAAAUCUUGGACAUGAAAGACUUUUUAGUGAAGUUCAUCGUUAAUGAUGAUUUGAAGGCCCUCCAAUUGAAUUACUUACAUUCUUGGGUUCAGUUGAUUGAGGUCAUUAUCAAUGAUGGUAAACUUUCAAAAGAACAAAACCAGAAUUUCAUCUUGGAAAUCUUGUCGAGCAUUUUACCCAAGAUCAAUGAGUUUUUUGAAAAAGACAUCAAGUUUAGUGAGGAGUUGAUAUCCUUAUGUGUGAUUUUGUUCGAUUACUAUGAAGAAGACAAUCUUUUUAUUGAGAGGUUGUUAUUGUUGUUUUCGACAUGUAUCAAGGGUAUUGCCAGCUCUAAUUCAACCAUUGAGUUGAGAAAUGAUUUGUACAUCAUCAUGAAUAACUUUUUACAAAAGAGCUUCAAGAACAACAGCGAGACAAUUCUCAGAAAGUUGACAGAUAUUUUGGAGAAGACAGACGUGAAGUUUUUCGAAAUCAUCUGCAACGAUUCCAUUGUCAGCGAAGGAUCCAUUCGGAUCACAUCGAUGAUCUUCCUCGAGUCUACCAUCCAUUUAUUCAACCACUUCAACAACAGUUUUAUCACCGACCAAUUGACUAAGAAUAACUCGUUGUUGCUCAUCAUCAGGUCCAUCAAGCGUAUUGAUGAAAUCCUAGACAACGAGCUCAAAGAGGUGUCUACAAUUUUAUACGAGUUGAUCAACUUCAACUCGAUCAUCAACUUGUUGAUCAGAAUCGGUCAAAGCAGACUUGGCUCGUCGUACUUGAUCCAAAGUGAGUUGUUCCUGAUCAUCAAGAACCUCAACAUCCUCAAAGUUGAUCCCGACUUAGGCAUGAAUCUCCGUAUCAACGAAAUCAACCUGGUCAACUUAUCGUUGGACUCCAACUACUCGUUCAUAAACUACUUUCAGUUUCUCCUCCCGGUGUUUAAAUUGAUUUCGGUGUUAUUGAUAUCUAUGGGUCCUAGCUACAAACCCAGUAAAAUCCAAGGAAAGGAACUUCUUGCACACUUUGGCAAGUUGAGAAACAGUAUCAUCAAAAAGGACAUCUUGAUCAAUGAAAACAAGAUCAAGUAUCAGUAUGAGGGCGAGUUGGAUGAGCUCAUGAACCAGUUUGUGUUGAUUGAUACGUUGGUCGAUAGCUGA